This is a messenger RNA of Mesorhabditis spiculigera, 1296 nucleotides long. The record is from the annotation of a GenBank genome assembly. NCBI's taxonomy places the organism in Eukaryota, Metazoa, Nematoda, Chromadorea, Rhabditida, Rhabditidae.
AUGCAUACUUACUGGCUAGGAACCCAGUCUAUCAUCGCGCUCACCGAUUACGACCUCAUCAAAAAGCACAUUAUCAACGAUGGCGAAAAAUACGUGAAUCGAAGUGGGAUUGGCGAUUUGAUGCAGGAAUACCUAGGCGGUGAUUUCGGCAUCGUCAGCUCGAUGGGUGAUUUGUGGAGAGAGCAGAGAAGGCUUACUGUCCACAUUCUUCGUGAUUUCGGGAUGGGCCGAAAUGUGAUGGAGGAGAGGGUGAUGAUCGAGGUCGACUUCCUACUAGAACGGCUCCAGAGUCUGAAGUCGGGCAUCGCGAUGCAGAAUGAAUUCGACGUUGCCGUUGGAUCGGUCAUCAACAAUAUUCUUUUUAGCUACCGUUUCGACGAGGCCCACAUGGACGAAUUCAUCUUGAUGAAAACUUCACUUCGAGAUCUAGUGAAAGUUGUGAUGAACCCGACGUUCCUGAUAGCCGCCAUGCAGCCAAAACUUCGCGGGCUUCCCCCAUUUAAAGGGCUCUUCCAAAAAUUCUACUCGGCUAGGGACGCACUAUUGACCGGUAUUCGAGGGCAAAUUGCGGAAAAGCGGAAGGUGGUCAACUAUGAUUCAGAGGAAUCUGACGAUUUUGUGGAAGCAUACCUGAAAGAGUGGGAACGAAAGAAGGGGACCGAUCAAGAAGCUUUCUAUUUUGAUCAACAGCUCGUCGCGGUCGUGCUCGACGUUUGGGGAGCCGGUAUGGAAACCACCUCAAAUACCCUCACCUGGGCCGUAUGCUACAUCCUCAAUACACCCCACGUACAACCGAAAAUGCACGAGGAAUUGGAUCGCGUGAUCGGCUGCGAACGCAAAGUCGAAUGGGCUGACCGCAACGCUUUGCCGUAUAUGAAUGCGGUGAUUAGCGAAACGCAAAGGCUGGCUAAUCUACUACCAAACAACCUUGGUCGCGUUACGACGGCGGAUACGGUAAUCGAAGGCUACCGUAUCCCAGCCGGGCAGGCUAUUUCACCGCAAAUCAGCUGCGUGCUUUAUAAUGACGAGAUUUUCCCUGAACCGUACAGCUUCAAGCCUGAGCGCUUCAUAAAUUCCGAUGGCAGCUACAAAAGAUACGAAGAAUUCAUUCCGUUCUCGGUCGGAAAACGAGCAUGUCCUGGCGAGGGACUGGCCCGAAUCGAGCUGUUCUUAUUCCUAGCUAAUGUCUUUCAACGAUUUAAGGUUUCCUCCGAUCAGAAACCGUCAAUGGAAAAGAUUGCCGGCUCUGUCGUUACGGCCCAUCCGUAUAAUUGUAAUAUGGAGGUUAGGCAUAAU